AAAUAGUCGUUUAAUAAUGUUUUUUUUUUCAGGCCGAUGAAGUGUUUAAACCUGUGAACCAUGAAGAAAGUAUGCAUUUCAACGAGAGCCGACUUAGCCUUGGUCUUUCCAGACCAGCCGCUGAAGCUCCUCAGGGUAGUUGGAUACACAAGGGUCAGAGCAGGACCAGUUUAGAAGCUGGCCUUAGCAGAACCAGUUUAGACGCCAGUCAGAGCAGGACCAGUUUAGAGACCGGUCAUAGCAGAACCAGUUUGGAGGCUGGUCAUAGCAGAACCAGUUUGGAGGCUGGUCAUAGCAGAACCAGUUUGGAGGCCGGUCAAAAUAGAGGUCCUAUUGGUUACGAGCCAGGAGUCAAAUUGGUUGCACGUCCAUCUAUUGGAUAUGUAAAUGAAUAUGAGAUGAUGCAUUUACAAUCCCGUGGGAUGAAGGAUUAUGAAGCUCAGAGGUUUUACGAGAAAUCUCGAAUCGCCAAUAUUAAACCUCAUGGUCUGGAGAAGGACUAUGAACCUGUUCAUUUCCGUCAACACCAUCAACCACCCCUACCUAAUCCUCCUCAUUUACAGCCUUCCCUUCACCAUCCUCCUCUUACUCAUUCACAGUCCUCACUACCUCAUCCUCCUCAUUUACAGUCCACCCUUCCUCAUCCUCCUCUUUCUCAUUCACAGUCCACCCUUCCUCAUCCUCCUCUUUCUCAUUCACAGUCCUCCCUCCCUCAUCCCCCUCAUUCACAGUCCUCCCUCCCUCAUCCCCCUCUUUCUCAUUCACAGUCCUCCCUCCCUCAUCCCCCUCAUUCACAGACCACCCUUCCUCAUCCCCCUUAUCAACAAUCUUCUCUUCAUCAUCCUUCUACUUAUCAUUCACAGUCCACCCUCUCUCAUCCCCCUCUUUCUCAUUCACAGUCCUCCCUCCCUCAUCCCCCUCAUUCACAGUCCACCCUCCCUCAGCCCCCCUUACCACCCAUGAAACCACGACUGAGUUCCGUGAGCGAACGAACUGAAAUGCCACCGAAACGGCCACCCCCGCCAUUACCGCCGAAACCUGUACGUGAUUGGGUUGGUCCCCCGCUAUCCGACGGUAUCCCUGUAAUGCAAACUAGGAACGGGAUAUACUUGGGUAUACCCGGUGAUAAGGGUUAUAACGUUAGUUUUGUUUAGAACUCCAAAAUAUUGUAUUCAGCCAAAAUCAAAAUUCUUUGUAAAAAUCGCUCUUAAGUCACCAUAUUGGUGCCUCUUAUAUACAGAAUCUUAAUCAGGGUUUCCUUUGCCAUGUACAUGACCUCCGCCAUUUUACUGCGUGUAUGUACUGUGUAAUUGCCGCCAUCUUGUGAAAAUUAUUUUUAAAUUGUAUUUAAAAUGUAAAGUGUCAUAAUAAUGUUAAGUUACCAAUCAUGCAAUAACUAGAUUAAAAUGACAUUGUUCUAUGUUAAAAAUUAUAUUUUAGUAAAUUUUAAAUCAAU
Eurytemora carolleeae is the source of this 1456-nucleotide messenger RNA. Its product is annotated as early nodulin-75. Lineage: Eukaryota; Metazoa; Arthropoda; Copepoda; Calanoida; Temoridae. Bases 72 to 1154 code for a protein of 360 amino acids. The record is from RefSeq and is a predicted model, not a curated record. The transcript is spliced from 2 exons.